Penaeus monodon (black tiger shrimp) is the source of this 1591-nucleotide messenger RNA. RefSeq lists its product as uncharacterized. Gene Ontology annotation, biological process: carbohydrate biosynthetic process. The record is from RefSeq and is a predicted model, not a curated record. Lineage: Eukaryota; Metazoa; Arthropoda; Malacostraca; Decapoda; Penaeidae. Gene Ontology annotation, cellular component: membrane. Gene Ontology annotation, molecular function: sulfotransferase activity.
GAAAAUGUACAGGCACAUGUCAAGAAGCCUGGGAAACAGAGUUCUGCUGCUGCUGGCGUUGGUCAUCAACUCUUUCGCGCUAUUUUUCAUUUCAACUCACACCCAGGUAACGAAAGUUAGUGACUCAAGCGACAGUCACAGGGUGUUCCGGCAGCGGCGCGAACACCUGCAGGAACGCUGCCGUGGGCUGAACUUGACAGAUAAGUUCACAACGAAGACUUGGGUCAAUUUCCUAACAGCUGAAGCACCGGGACCACUGAAGGUGUGUCUGCCUCCCAAGGCUGGCUCAUCAUCAUGGUUCCAACUAAAUGAACAGCUCAAAGUGAUAAACCUGACUCAGUCCCACUCAGCCACUGCUAUCUUGGUUCGGCAUCCACUGUCACGGUUAACAUCAGCAUAUCGAGACAAGUACCUCGACGGGGCACCGAUAAGCAACUAUAACCGAGACUGGCAGGAGCGAACGGGAACCACUGCACCGUGGAUGUUUUACUGGCGAUCCUACUGGCUCCCCGCGCUGGUCUCGUCCGGACGCCUCGCGCCGCCGAAGCGCUUUCUGGAGGACCUGAAGGAGGGUACUACCUCUGAUAAAUCAUUCAACCUUGGGAUUAAGAGGUUGCGGGACGCCGUCAUCAGCGCCUUCGCAGCGUUUCAAGACGAGCUUACGAAACGGUAUAGCAAUUCCUCUUUUAUUUUCCAAGAGUUUCUGGAGUUCGUAGUGUGGGCAAAUGACCUGGGAAUUCGCGACGUGCAUUGGGCACCCUUCACGGAGCAGUGCCUCCCGUGCCAAAAGGAAUACCACUACAUCCUCCACUUGGAAACGAUACAGGAGGAGUGCAGGAUGCUCUUAAAGGAUGUAGGAUACCCUGAAGAGUUUAACCUCACUACUCAGCACCAGACAAAGGGAUGCACCAACACGCUUCCCCGUGAUGACUUUCAGUACUACAAAGACGUGCCUAGGAGUCUAAUGAAAGCUGUUCUUGAAAUUUACAUGCAUGAUUUCGAUCUCUUUGGCUAUAGCAAAAUUGUACCGUCAGUAGUAACCAUGGGAAUACAGUAUUGUAAAUUAAUAGAAAUAUUCGUAUUUAAAGCAUUUUAUACAGUUUUACUGACAAGACAGUAUCAAGAUGUGAAUAAACUGGCCAUUGUCGAAAUAUUAAACAAGACAUAUGAUGCUGAGAAAUCAUGUGGGAACUUCAACGUCAGAGUAAGAACUGAUCGAAAACAUCACAUACCCAACUUAAACAUGGAUCAGAUGAAUCCGUAUCCACAUGUUUUGAAGCCCAUGCUCAACGGAAGAUGUGGGCAUGUACUCUACUUAAUGCUAGGAGCCAUUUUCAGCUUUUCAUGUUUGUCUCUGGAUUUCGUGUUUGUGUUUACCUCUGGAUUACCCUUUACUGUGGCGUCGAUGAAUCGGGAUGUGUACCUGGGCAUGGGACAAAGUCUCCUCACAGGGGAGCCGACAUCCGCCGCUGGGGUGGAUGAUUUCCGGCUUCCUCUUGACACAAAGCCUUGCAGGCUUGCUACAAUUGUAGCUUUAGAGAGCUACAUGUGUAUUGUGUUAAAUAUGAGGGUUAAUGUUACCGAGAGCUAG